This is a messenger RNA of Aspergillus candidus, 4272 nucleotides long. RefSeq names its product type I 3-dehydroquinase-domain-containing protein. Gene Ontology annotation, biological process: DNA-templated transcription; regulation of DNA-templated transcription. Gene Ontology annotation, molecular function: DNA-binding transcription factor activity, RNA polymerase II-specific; 3-dehydroquinate dehydratase activity; DNA binding. The transcript is spliced from 6 exons. NCBI's taxonomy places the organism in Eukaryota, Fungi, Ascomycota, Eurotiomycetes, Eurotiales, Aspergillaceae. Bases 130 to 4272 code for a protein of 1380 amino acids. The record is from RefSeq and is a predicted model, not a curated record. Gene Ontology annotation, cellular component: nucleus.
CUGUCGAUCGGCGGAUACCAUCGGUUGAAUACUGAUAUACUGGACAUCCGCUCAGUGCAAUACCCCGAUAUCUAACAGCGCAUCCACCAACCGUCACCAAACUAUGAAAACGCCGUCGCAUCCAUAGAGAUGAUGCAGACAGCUUUAGCGAUGACCCUGCUUUCCGAAAGCGCCUCUCCCGUUGCCAUCUUCAAAUCGCCUUCCUCGUCCAUGACCCCCUCUUACCCUCCGACUCAUCAACUCCCUCCCGAACCCUCGCAGACGGUGGUCGUCGUGUACAGUCCCGGACGAGAUGCGAUCGUGCAGGUCGUCGCGGAUGUCCUGGGCAAGCCGUGGACCGCAGAAACCUCACUACCGGCCCUAGGGAGAGGCAGCCCCGCCGUCGUCGUGGGGAUCCUGGGCGAUGACUGGAUGCGGAGUGUCCCCGCUGCGGAGAAGACCUCCGACUGGGUCGCGAUCAACACGCACUGCGUAGAUGACGGGUCCUCCCCGGAGGAAGCCCUCACGGACGGCUGCCACUAUGAGUUCUUAUAUUCUCUGCGGAGUCCCUUCUUCCGCCGCGACCUGACGCGCUUCCUCUCCCUCAUCCUGGGUCAGACGAGACCCCACGAGGACCUCAAGGCCAAACAUCGCACCAACUUCAUCUCCACCACCUUCCCGGAUGUUCAUGCGGCCUUGCCCAAUUUGGACAUCUUGUCCGUCGGGGCCGAUGCCGUCGAGAUCCGCGUAGACCUGCUGGUGGAUUCAGCCCCGCACGCCCUUCCCAGCCCCGUGCCUAGCCUGCGAUACGUCGGACAGCAGCUGAUGCUCCUGCGCCAGCAUACCGAGCUGCCCAUCAUCUUCACCACGCGCUGCACCAAGGAGAACGGCAAGUUCCCCAUGGCCGACCCGGCCCUCUUCUACAAGUACCUCCGGCGCGCCAUCCAGUGGGGGGUCGAGUACAUCGACGUCGAGCUCUGGCUGCCCGAGGACAUCCGACGCCGGCUGGCCGAGAACAAGGGCCACAGCAUCAUCAUGUCGGCCUUUCACGAUUUCUCCGGUACCUGGAAGUGGACCUCGCCCGAGGCCCCGCGCAUCUUCGCCGAGAGCGCCAAGUACGCCGACAUCGUCAAGAUGAUCGCCAUGGUCGGCACGACCGACGCCAACUACGAGCUCGAGUACUUCCGAUCGACUGUCAAGGAGACCCAGGGCUCGUACCCGCUGCUGUCGGCCGUCAACAUGGGCCAGAUGGGCCAGCUGUCCCGCGCCCUCAACACGGUCUUCUCCCCCAUCACGCACCCGCUAUUGCCCAUGAUCGCCGCGCCCGGCCAGCUGACCGCCGGCGAGAUCAACGAGGCCCAGCACAUCAUGGGCCAGCUCCCCAAGCGCGACCUCUACGCCAUCGGCUCGUUUCGCUCGACACCCCAGUCCGUCUUCAUGGAGAAGUGCUUCAACGAGCUCAGCCUGCCGCACACCCUGACCUCGAUCGAUCGCGGGCCCACCGGGUCCAUCGAGCGGGUGAUUACCCAACCUAACUUUGGCGGCGCCUCGGUGCACCCGCCCAUCGCCAGCGGCAGCACCAACAUCCCCGCCGUCAGCGAGGCCGCGCGUGCCAUCGGCCUCGUCGACACCAUCGUCGCGGUGCGGCGCGACGACGAGCCCCGGGCAACGCAGCUGGUCGGCGAGAACGCCACCUGGAAGGGCAUCCGGGCGACGCUGACGCGGGACUACGUGCCGUCGGCCUACCGCGGGCGGGCGGCCAUCAUCCUGGCCAACGGGGAGCGGGAGGCAUCGGCGGCCCUCUACGCACUGCGCAGCCUGGGCGUGGGGGCCAUCUACACGGUCGGGUUCCGAGGCAGCGGCCCACUGGCCCAGGGGCUGGAGCCCUUCACCUCCCUCCAGUCGGUGAAACUGGUGGAGCAGCCGUUUGUGAUCGUGUCGGCCCUGCCCCCUGAGAAGUCACUCCUGGUGCAGCCGCUGCUGCGACACUACCGCACCAGUGGGCGGGUCUCCCCCCCGUCCACCCGCGGCAAGGUCUACCUGGACCUCACCCGAGGCGACCGCACGGGCGACCCGGUAGAUGUGGCGGUGCGGGCGGGCUGGACGGCGUAUGGGAUUGAGGACGUCCAGGCCUGGACGACGGUGGAGACGUUACGGCUGCUAGUGGGACAGAACGUCCCGUUUGAUUUUGUACGGAUGGCGUCUGGACGGAUCAGUAUCGACCGGCUGACGCCCCGCCGUGUCAAUGCCGAGCCUCGUGAGUCGAUGAACUGCAAGUCAUGCCGCAAGAGAAAGGUUGGCACCCUCCCCUCCUGUAUCUUAGUGGCAGUCCGCUCACUGGCACAGAUCAAGUGUAACCGUCUACGCCCCAGCUGCGAAGCCUGCAAGGUCUUCCAAAGCCCGUGCAUCUACGAUGCCAUUCCCAAGAAACGCGGUCCCAAGACCGAUGUGCUGGAGGCCCUGCUCAAACGGGUCGAUGGACUCGAGAAACGCUUGCAGGAUGACAGCCACCCGCUGUCACCCGAAUCCUCGUCCUCCCCCGUGAGAGCAGUGGAACCAUCCUCCACCAACUUUGCGGCUGCGCCCCCUCCCCGGGGGUUUGCACCCCCGACUCUCCAGUCCCAGUCCCAGUCUCAGCCUCCCUCUCAGAAUCAAAGCCGACUCCCGGAUGCCAUGCUCGAUGCCUACUUUGGUCGCCUGCAUGGCAAGCCGUAUUAUAUCUUAGAUGAGGCGUCCACGCGCCAGCGUCAUCAACUUGGCCACCUCCCUGCCGCUCUUUCCAUGGCCAUCUAUGCGUUGACAUCGAAUGUUAGGUACACCAACCCGACCUCCCCUCUGCCGAGUUUGGACUACGCCCGCCAGGCCAGACGUAUGAUCGAUGUGGACAACCCCUCCAUCGAUAGUCUGCAGACCCUAUUGAUGCUCUCCCAGGCCUUCUUCGCCCACGGCUGUGGGAAGAAGGCCUACAUGACGCUAGCAAACGCCGUGGCCAUGGUCGUCACCCUCGAUCUGUACCGGGAAGUGCCCGCCCAAACGGCCCUGUCCGCAGCGGACCGCGAAACGCGACGCCGCCUGUUCUGGACCGUGUACAUCAUGGACCGCUUCCUUGCGGCAGGCUCCCAGCGGCCCUGUCUGAUCGCCGACCCCUCCAUCGUGCUGCGUCUGCCAUCCGUCGGAUCUGAGGUCGGCGAGCUGUUCGACCCCGCCGGCCCCAACAUCCAAUACGUCCCGGACCGACGCAAAGGUCCCGGGCCGGCGGCCCUGCUGGCAGACAUCACGCGCAUCCUCGGCGUCACCCACCGCUAUCUAGCGGCCGGCGGCGUCAAAGGCGACUCCCACUUCCCGUGGCACGCGCUGUCCAACCUAUCCAAGAUCCGCCAGGAGUUGGACCUCUGGGCCGCAGGUACACAGGACCUGUUUGCCUCCAUCGAGGCCCUCUUCGGCCACGCAGAGAGCACUACUCUGCUGCUCAGCAAGCUUAUCUACCACGUUGUACACUGCCUACUGUACAGACCCUUCCUCCCCAUCGACCUCGCCGAGCUGCGCGGCACAGGCCAACACCAGUCAUGGCAAAUCGAAGCCACGACACUGUGCUUCUCGCACGCCAACGCCAUCGCCGAGCUCGUCGAGCUCGCUCGCCACGCGCCCCGCAUCGAGUGGCCCUCUCUCAUCGCCUACUGCGUCUGCACGGCCGGCACCGUCCACGUCCACGGCGUGCACUACCACGGCCGCGAGGGCGAGGUGUUCGCCUCCAGCGCGGACUUCCUCGCCCGUGAGAUGCACCAGCUGGCCUGGUUGCGCCAGUCUUGGGCAGGUGUCCAGCAUCAUCGGGAGAUGUUGCAGGCUAUCUCGUCGGUGCAUGCUGAUUUGGUGAGGGCGCUGGCGGCCCGGCCGAUUCGGUUCGCGCCGGUCUUCCAUUUGGAGGACUUUUUGGAUCGGUAUCCGGGAUUGGUGGUGGAGAGUGGGCAUGUGCGAUUGGUGGAUCUUGAUGAUUUCACGCCCCCCACAACAACAACCUUCCUCUCCGAGGCACCCACCCCACCCAACCAAUCCCAUUACGCGACCUUCCCAUUCGACGCCUCCAUCUCGGGGGCGCACGCGCUGACACCCGGGGGCCAGUCCCAGGGCAGUACGACUGGGAGUGGUACGGCGGGGAGUGACCCCGCGGGCUCGGAGAAGGACCCGUUUUUGAGUUUGCUGGAGCAGUUGGCGGAGAAUGAGCACUCGCAGGGUGGGCCAAGUGACUUGGACUUCUUUCUGGGAGGGGAGCUGGAGAGGAGGGAGGAUGCUUGA